This is a messenger RNA of Penicillium hordei, 1593 nucleotides long. RefSeq lists its product as uncharacterized. Gene Ontology annotation, molecular function: thiosulfate-cyanide sulfurtransferase activity. The record is from RefSeq and is a predicted model, not a curated record. NCBI's taxonomy places the organism in Eukaryota, Fungi, Ascomycota, Eurotiomycetes, Eurotiales, Aspergillaceae. Bases 1 to 1593 code for a protein of 530 amino acids. The transcript has a single exon.
AUGGCGAAAUCUAUAACCGCACGUGAGUUGCGCCAGCAUUGGAUAAAUCAACGUGAAAUUGCCCUCCUCGAUGUCCGCGAAGAAGGCCCCUAUUCCGAGUCCCAUCCUCUAUUCGCACUAAGUGUGCCAGUCUCAGAGAUCGAGAAGAAGUUGCCUCCGUUAGUGCCUCGAUUAUCGGCCCCGAUUGUGGUCUACGACGACGGCGAAGGCUAUGCAGAUCGGGCUACCACCCGGAUAUUAGCCCUGGGGUAUCGGGACGUGUCCGUCUUGAAAGGCGGGCUUUCUGGUUACGCCACCGUUGGCGAGGUAUAUCGCGAUGUCAAUGUACCAUCCAAGGCGUUUGGCGAGCUCGUCGAAUCAAUUAACCACACCCCAUCCUUAUCUGCGCGAGAUGUAAAGGAUGUUCUGGAGAGCGAAGCCGAUGUGGUUGUUUUGGAUGCCAGACGUUUUGUGGAGUAUAAUACCAUGAGUAUUCCCCAUGGCCGCAGCUGUCCUGGUGGAGAACUUUUGUAUCGCUUUUUUGAGGCUGUGCCCUCUCCGGAAACCAAAGUCAUCGUCAACUGUGCAGGUCGAACGCGGAGUAUUGUUGGAACCCAAUCUUUGAUCAACUCUGGGAUCCCGAAUAAAGUGGUCGCGCUCCGAAAUGGGACGAUCGGGUGGACAUUAGAGGGCUUGGAACUGGAGACCAAAAAGACGGAACGGGUUCCAAGUCCUUCAGUGGGCGCAUCACAAAAGGCACGGCAAUACGCUGAAUCAUGGGCGAAUCACGUCGGCGUCAAUUUUAUUGAUGGUGACCAGCUCACUCGAUUUACCGCGGAGUUGGAAGAUCGGACUCUCUACCUCCUAGACGUGAGAGACCCGGAGGAAUACGCCCUUGGACACCCGACCUGUUUCUUUAAUGCUCCUGGUGGUCAAUUAGUACAAGCGACCGACGAAUGGGUCGGUGUUCGAGGAGCUCGCAUUGUUCUAUAUGACACGGACGGUGUGCGUGCGCGUAUGACAGCCAGCUGGCUCGUCCAGCUCGGAUGGGAGGCGUAUGUAGUUGAACAAUCUCAAGUACCUGAUGGACUUCCGUCGCACAAAGCCCCUUCAUGGAAUUAUCCAAAAGAUGGCGCUAUCACAGUCAAUGACCUUCAAAACCUCGCAGGCGCGACUGUCGUCGAUCUCGCCCGCAGUCCAUCCUACCGCAAGGGCCACAUUCCGGGCGCAUUGUUUGCUUCCGGACCCGAACUUACCCGAGAUUUGAGAUCUAUCAACGGUAACGGUCCUAUCGUACUGACCUCGGAGGAUGGAGACGUUGCCGCCAUGAAUAUUGAUGACGCACGCAAGUCAGUCUCUCGAGACGUUUUGUAUUUGGCGGGAGGGACAAGUGCCUGGGUAGCUGCCGGCCAUCCCCUCGAAACGGAAUCGCAGUGGCUUUCGCAGCCGAUCGAUGUGUAUAAAAGGCCGUAUGAAGGGACAAGCAACGCUCGCAAGGAUAUGCAAGGGUAUCUCGACUGGGAGUAUGGGCUUGUCGCACAACUGGCGAACGAUGGGGUCGCAUGUUUCCACGUUGUGCGGGACACACGUGGGGAAGUUGGGAAGCAGUCUUGA